CAUCUCAUAUAUUAUAUUCUUAACACUCAAUACUCAAAGUUUCAAACCCUCAUAAUUAAACACUCUUAUGAACAAAUGGAUUCUAACGAUAUCAUCGCGCCUUUCGUCCUCAAGACUUACCACAUGGUCAACGACCCUUCUCUCGACGGUUACAUCCGUUGGGGACCCGCUAACAACACCUUCAUCGUGGUCGAUCCUCUCGACUUCUCCCAUCGUCUCUUACCCGCCAACUUCAAACACAAUAACUUCUCUAGCUUUGUUCGUCAACUAAAUACUUAUGGAUUCAAAAAAGUGGAUCCGGACCGAUGGGAGUUCGCGAACGAGUGGUUUUUAAAAGGACAAACACAUUUAUUGAAGAAUAUAGGAAGAAAAAAGCAGCAGAUUAAUAGUAAUAGUAACAGUAUUAGUAUCAGUAAUAAUAAUACUCGGAAUAAUUAUAUUCCAGGAGAAGAAGAAGAUGAGAUGGCGAUAGAAAUUGCAAAGUUAAAAGAAGACCAAAAAAUUCUAGAACAAGAGUUAGUUGGAAUGAAUAAGCGUCUCGAGGCGACAGAGCGACGGCCAGAACAAAUGAUGGCGUUAUUGCAUAAAGUAGCAGAUGAUCCUCAGAUCUUGCCACGUAUGAUGCUUCAAAAAGAUCAAGGGUCUCAACGGCUGGUGGUUAAAAAGCGCCAACGGAUAUUAAUAACCCCUGAACCGUCGGCUUCGAGCCAAAAGUUAAAAGAGAAAGAGGAGGGGUUUUAUAAUAAUUAUGACCAUUUUUUUUGGCAGUCUACAGAUACACCCUCCAUGUCGCGGCAGCGAACAACCGCGGCUACCAGCGGAGGAGAUGUAAAUAAUAUUUGUUUUGAAGGGUUUUCGCCGGAGCCGGAGGUUAGACGGCCGCCGGAAUAUCCGUUUUCACUAUUUAAUGGCGGUUUUUAGCUGGUAUCUACAGUUUAUGUUGAUACUGGUAUUAAAUGCUAGAUUGUUGUAAUGUUUUUUUAUUAUUAUUCCAAAUACUAUUUUUAUUCUUAUUUUCUUUAAGUUA
Molecule: messenger RNA, 1027 nt
Organism: Helianthus annuus (common sunflower)
Lineage: Eukaryota; Viridiplantae; Streptophyta; Magnoliopsida; Asterales; Asteraceae
Product: heat stress transcription factor C-1
Exons: 2
Coding region: 76-921 (281 amino acids)
Biological process (GO): regulation of transcription by RNA polymerase II
Cellular component (GO): nucleus
Molecular function (GO): DNA-binding transcription factor activity; RNA polymerase II cis-regulatory region sequence-specific DNA binding
Source: RefSeq, a predicted model, not a curated record